AUGCCAGCGCUACCAGCCAUUCGUCCACUCUCCUCCCUCCAAAAUAGCCAUGCGCUGCUGGUUCCUCCGCGGUCCGUUUCUCGGCACAUUACACCGUUUCCAGAUGAACAGUCGGCCCUCUCCUUAGUACUAGAGAUUAUCUCUCAUAAACACCCGCGGACAGCCGCGCCCCCGUCGAAUGAAUUUCGCCGCGUGAGUGAAAAGGCAGGGGAGCGGGGCCGGGAGGGAAUCGGGGGGAUCGUAUAUAUGGAUGGGGAUGGAGAUUGGAUGAUAUGGUAUGGAUGUCGUGAUGCCGUUGCGAUAGAGUUUGGGCAGGCGUCUUUACAGCAUAGCGAUUCCACACCCGACUGCUGUCUUUAUGCUUUGCCCACCGUCUUUGAGGUCGUGAUAGGGUGGGUGCCCUCUACAUGCCCUGUCCUCACCUCCCGAACAUCACCCCGACACACGCCAUCACAAGCCGGCAUAAUCGGAGUUCACAUCCCACAACAGCGCCUCAGUAACGAACUGGCUACGAUCGACAACUCAUUCGUAUCCACGCACCAGAACUGCGUGUGA
Molecule: messenger RNA, 555 nt
Organism: Plenodomus lingam JN3
Lineage: Eukaryota; Fungi; Ascomycota; Dothideomycetes; Pleosporales; Leptosphaeriaceae
Source: RefSeq, a predicted model, not a curated record